AUACUAGGCAACUGGUACACACUAGUCGUCACGUCGCUAUAAGUAGCAGCUUGCACUGGCGUUGUCCCUAUCAUUCUAUCCUCGCAAAGAGAAUAAGAAGAUCUAUCGAGCGGGCAAGAAGAAGAAGAGGAAAUGGUCGGCGGCGAGGGGGCCGCGGCGGUGAUGUGCACGCCGGCGUUCGCGGGGCGGGUGCUGCGCAGCCGGUGGUACGUGGUGUUCGCGUCCAUGGUGGUGAUGGCGGCGUCGGGGUCGACCUACAUCUUCGCGCUCUACUCCAAGGAGCUGCGGUCGGUGCUGGGGUACAACCAGCAGACGCUCAACACGCUCGGCUUCUUCAAGGACCUGGGCACCAACGUCGGCGUCGUCUCCGGCCUGGUGCAGCAGGUGGCGCCCACGUGGGCCGUGCUCCUCAUCGGCGCCGGCAUGAACUUGGCGGGGUACCUCAUGGUGUGGCUGGCGCUGACGGAGCGCACGGCGGCGCCGCCCGUGUGGCUCAUGUGCAUCUACAUGUGCGUCGGCGCCAACGCGCUCACCUUCUCCAACACCGGCGCGCUCGUCGCCUGCGUCAAGAACUUCCCCGAGAGCCGCGGCAUCGUCAUCGGGCUGCUCAAGGGCUUCGUCGGCCUCAGCGGCGCCAUCUACACGCAGCUCUACCUCGCCAUCUACGGCGACGACGCCAAGUCCCUCGUCCUCCUCAUCGCAUGGCUCCCCGCCGCCGUCUACAUCUUCUUCGUGCACACCAUCCGCGUCCUGCCCUACCGGCGACGCGCCGAGGGCGACGAGCCCAACAGCAAGCCCUUCUUCUGCUUCCUCUACAUCUCCAUCGCGCUCGCCACCUACCUCCUCGUCAUGAUCGUGGUGCAGAAGCAGGUGCCCAGCUUCUCCCACGCCGCCUACGCCGUCGGCGCCACCGUACUCCUCCUCAUCCUCUUCCUCCCCCUCGGCGUCGUCAUCAAGGAGGAGUACGCCGCCGUCUCCCAGCUCGAGGAGUCUCUCCAGCACCCACCGGCAAUCGCCGUCGAGGAACCAGUAGCAUGCACGAAGAAAGAGGACGACGAGCCGUCGUGUGGUAUGAAGGGCUGCCUCACCAACAUGUUCAAGCCGCCGGCGCUGGGGGAGGACUACACCAUCAUGCAGGCGCUGGUGAGCGUGGAGAUGCUGGUACUCUUCGUCGUGUCCGUGUUCGGCAUCGGCGGCACGCUGACGGCCAUCGACAACAUGGCGCAGAUCGGCCAGUCGUUGGGCUACCCGCACAAGAGCAUCAACACCUUCGUCUCCCUCAUCAGCAUCUGGAACUACGCCGGCCGCGUCGGCGCCGGCUACAUGUCCGAGUUCUUCGUCGCCCGCUACAGGUUCCCGCGCCCGCUCGCCCUCACCGCCGUGCUCCUCUUCUCCUGCGUCGGCCACCUCCUCAUCGCCUUCGGCGUCCCACAGUCCCUCUACGCCGCGUCGGUGAUCCUCGGCUUCUGCUUCGGCGCCCAGUGGCCGCUCCUCUUCUCCAUCAUCUCCGAGGUCUUCGGCCUCAAGUACUACUCCACGCUCUUCAACUUCGGCUCCGCCGCCAGCCCCAUCGGCGCCUACGUGCUCAACGUGCGCAUCGCCGGCCGCAUGUACGACGCCGAGGCCGCCAGGCAGCACGGCGGGCACGCCGCCGCCGCGGUCGGCGACAAGAUCUGCAAGGGGGUGCUGUGCUUCAAGCACGCCUUCCUCAUCAUCACCGGGGUCACGCUCGCCGGCGCGCUCGUCUCGCUCGUGCUCGUGUGGAGGACCAGAAACUUCUACAAGGGUGACAUCUACGCCAAGUUCAAGGUGGCGCCCGUCGUCGCACCCGCCGAUUAUCAUGGAGGGGAAACGGUGGAGGGCACCGUCGUUACAGAGGAGGACGAGGCCAAGAAGCAGGGCAAGAACAAGAAACUGCAGGAGGUCAACGAUGACGAAUUCAAGUGAUGACUAACUAAUUUCGUUCGAUUAAAACAAUACUUAAUCAGUUUAGAGAAGAUGUGGAUGAACUGUACUGUAGUUUUCUGAUGUUACUCAUUGUCAAAUUAUUAAUGUGGUAAUUAAUACGGUUUCCAACUUUCCACGGCAAA
Messenger RNA from Aegilops tauschii subsp. strangulata, 2090 nucleotides. Its product is annotated as protein NUCLEAR FUSION DEFECTIVE 4. Gene Ontology annotation, cellular component: membrane. The record is from RefSeq and is a predicted model, not a curated record. NCBI's taxonomy places the organism in Eukaryota, Viridiplantae, Streptophyta, Magnoliopsida, Poales, Poaceae.